Molecule: messenger RNA, 2751 nt
Organism: Effrenium voratum
Lineage: Eukaryota; Dinophyceae; Suessiales; Symbiodiniaceae
Source: the annotation of a GenBank genome assembly
AUGUUUGAUGUGGUGGUCCUGCGGCCCUGGCCCGCGCCCCACUGGCUGCACGUGGUCUCGGCCUCCGCCAAAGACCCCGCCACGCGGGAGCUGCGCACGCGGAAGCUGCGGGACUGUCCUCUUACGCUUUUGACGCAGUGGGCCUUCGAUGAGGGAUGCGUCGAGGAUUUCUCGGUGGUCAUUGACAUUGGCAUGAACCUCGGCUGGUUCACGGCGCUGGCGGCUGCGCACGGCUUGCAGGUCGUAGCCUUUGAGCCAAGCGCCGCCAAGGUGAAGUACAUGGCGAAGACGCUGGAGCUCAACGGCUGGGACAAAGUACAGCUUCGCCACGGUGGAUUGGCCACAGAGGGGGGCCAGCUCUUCGUGGACGAAACCCGCUGGUGGGAGAAGAGGUCUGCCAGCCGCGAAGCGGGCGAAGGCAAGACGGAAGCGACAGCCUUGCGCUUGGAUGACGUGGUGAGUUCCAGCGCCAAGGUCUGCUUGCUGAAAGCUGAUUGCCGCGGCUGCGAGACCGAGGCCUUUCGCUCUGGGGAGAGGUUGCUACAAGCCGGGGCUGUGCAGGUGGUGCAGAUGGAAUACGAUCAUUCCGAAGCCUCCCGAACCGCGCUGGAGACUUUGCAAAGCAUGUCGCCGCGACCCUGGCAGUGCAUCCUGCUGCCCACAGGGCUGUCGUGCUCUGGGGGCGACCUGGCGGACCAGAAGAGCGAGGCGCUUCAGGAGCUCUGGGACUUCGUGGUGGCAAACGUUCAAGUGGACUGCCGUGCCACCAAGCUGCAAGAGUUGGCGCCGGACGCGCACGGAUACCACACAGACCUGUGGCUGGUCCACGAGGACACGAUGGACCGGCUCCGUGCCCACCCCAGCUUUGUCGAGGCCUCCCAGCGCCUGUCGGAUGCGCAGACCCAAAGAUGCGACUACUCUGCGGAGCAGGCCAUAGAGCAGGGAGUUUGUGAACUUCUUUGCUAUCGCUUCGCGAGCUUGGAAGAGGCAAAGCGUGCUUGCGAUGCUCGGCCAACCUGCUCCAAGGUUUUCGCCAAGCAGGACGGCUUUGAGCUGCGGGGUGGCAUGUCACAAGGAAUCGCGCAGGUUGAUGAGGAGCAGCACAAGGCCUACGACCCCAGCUACGAUGUGCGCAGGGACUUCGACACGGCCGCCAGUGUGGCGCUCGGCAGCGGCCACAAGCUGAUGGUGCUGCGCCACAACCCGGACGCCUUCAAGAUCGCCGGGAUUGCAUAUGAGUACAUCUGCCACUUGCAUGAUGAGAAAGCGCCUGCUACGAAGGCUCAGGGAUUUUUGCAGGCCUUGGUUUUCAGCGGAGGACUCUUGGGAGUGGACAUGAAGGUGGAGCUCUACUACCACAAAAUGGCCAACAGGCAGAAAGCUGCUGUGAAGCGUUUGCUCCUGGCAGUUUGCGCUUGGCUGGAUACCACAUCAAGGUGGUUGCUACCCGCAGCGGAUUUCGAGAAGUUGGAGUUGCACCCUGACGAAGUCCUCAGGCAACUAGCGUUUGCGAGCUACACUGUGAACGCUGCAGACCUGGAGCGCCGUGUUGCGUCUUCCGAAGGUGCAUCAAAGUUCAGGGCAGUCGACCAGGGCCGAAGCCUUUGCGGUCUCCCGUUGGACACUGGGCUGUACGCUGACAAGGCCGGUGCUCUGAUCGUCAUCGAGAACCCAGAGAACUCGCUCAUGACUUUCGUGCACUGCUGCGGCUGGGAGGUGAGAGUGAGCAAUGUGAAAAUGAAGACGAAGAAGGUCAUGUUCGGUGUAUUCCACACGCCUGACGGAGAUGGUCGCCAAGAAAGAUCCAAGUGGUCGCGCAAAGCAGUGGUGGCGUGGAGACCUGGAGUCUGCUAUAAGGUUUGGCAGGAGACGCAUGAUGAGACGCAGGAACAGCUGAAGAAGGUGGGGGAUUUGUGCGUGAGACUGGAAGGCCAGGAUCCCGCCUCCUCAGGAGGCAUGAGGUGGGAGCUCAUCUACCAGAGGCUAGAGGACGGGCCCUUUGCUUUGCAGUCGCUUGACGUGAUACCGCAGAUGGGAGAAAUCAUGAAGCUCGGGCUUCCUUUUGGGACGCCCGAAGGACAAAGAUCUCAUGGUGCCACCGGCACGUGGGGAAGUUUCACGGCGCUGUCCCGGGAUGUGGAGCACGGGCCGCUGCACAACACAAAGGCUGUGCCAAGAGAGGGCGCGUACUUUCGCAUGCUGCAGCAGACCUACUGGCUGGCAUUGCACGUGUGGCUUGUGCACUCCAAGCAGCACAUGCUUCAGGAGCACGAGGGCGUCUUUGGCAGCGCCAUUUGCGCUCUUAUCACGAGGAGAGUCUUCGAGUGGGCCUGGCUGAUAGUGCGCUUGUGGUUGAGGCAAGAAGACGUCCCAGCGAUGAGCAUCCCAACGGAGCUCGAGCAUUUCAUGGAGUAUGUCUUCGGUUUCUGUGCAGCCUUGGAUGAGGCGUUCCUUCAAGAAGCUCCAGACGGAUCAGCCAAAGCAGUCACUCUGGAAGAUUCCGUGCUGGCCGAUGGGAAGGUGGGCCUACUUCCUUGCGUCAAGCAAGUGCUGUGGACGAACGUGUACUUUGGCGCAUGCGAGCACGAUCAUCCGGAGCUGGAAGAGCUUGCAGUGUACCUGGUGCGCCAGCGAAUCGCCCUGGAGUCGCUGCCGCGGACGGCCUUCUUCACCGGCAGGAUGGCUUGGGCAGACUUCCCAAAGAGACCGGAGUGAGGGGCGCAAGGCCGAGCUGCUUCUUUGAGCAUGUCA